UCCGCAGAAAAAAAGAUAUAUGUUUUUAUUUUGUUUUGUUUUUUGUAGUAAGGGCGUGCAUUUUCAUGAAUAGUGACAAGCAGUGUGUCAGUAAUUGUCAAUAAUGCGAUAGCGAUGUAACUACCGUUCGUUAGUUCCGGCAUAACUCGGCAAAAACCGUAAAACCCACGCAGUUUAUCCGAUAGUUUGGUGAGACACAGUUGCUGAUGUGAGGCUGCCUAGGAUAUCGUAGAAUUUAAUAUUUUCAUAAAGGAAAUUAAUGUUACAAGGUUGGUGGAAGUACAAUCGAGAGGAAAUAUAAUUAACUGUCUACACUUCAUCGUAAAAACGCGAGAAGGAAGAGAACCUAAUUUAGAUUAUCAAGAUGGGAAACAAAGGCGGAAAAAUGAAAGUGUCGAAGGGGAAGGAAGAGACGAAAGAGGGGACAGAAGCGGAAAAGACCAAGACCGGAAGUGAAGAAACUAAACCAGCUGAUGGUGAAGCAGCACAGGUAACUGCUUGCGCUGAAGCUUCUGUAGAUUUGGAUGCUGACAAAACUGAGGCUAAGGCUGAACCUGAAGAGGCGACCUCAAAUGAAGGGGACAAGAAGGAAAAUGAAGUAAAAGAAACAGAAACCGUUAAACAAGACUCAGAUGAAAAUAAAGACAAUAACAAGGACACUGACAAAAAAGAAGAUAAGUCUGAAAAUGAAGCAGAAAAAGUAGCAACUGAAACAAAAGUUGAAACUGAACAAAAAACUGAAAAUGUAGCACCAGAUAACACUGAAGAUAAAGAGAAAGCCGAGUCAAAAUCGGAACCUGUAAGUGAUACAAAAUCAUUGGAAACGGAAAACAAAUCAGAAGAACCACAGGUGCAAGAAAGUAAAGAACCGGAAACAAAAGAAGACAAAGAUACACAAGAGGCAGUCGAAGAAACAAAAACAGAAGUCACAGAAACAAAAUCUGAGCCUGAAAAACAAGAACAAGAAGUACCAAAUACAAACAUUGCAGUAGUGAAACCACUUACGACAGAAGAAAGUUCAGAUGCUAAGACAACCGAUAGUUCCACGCUAGAAUCUAAAGAACCAGAAACUGUAAGUGCCGAAAAGGAAGCUGAAACAAGUGAACCAACUAGUAGUGUUGAAACUACUGAUACACUUGUUAACGGUGUCAAAACAGAAGAGAAAGAAGAAAAUGUUGCUCAGAGCAAUGAUGACAGUAAAGAAGCAGAGUCCGGAAAGGAAUCGGAAAUUAAUGAAACAGAUAAAGUUACUGAAAAGCUAGUUGAAAAUGAGAAUGUUGAAGUAAAUGGUGAGUCUACACAAGAUGAUUCAGUGAAAGAAGAAACAGAGAAAUCCGAAAGCACUGCUCAGGAGCAAACUGAAGAGUCAGAGCUGAAGGUAGCCACUGAGUUUAGAUGGGAAGGUGCAGGAGAAAGCGUGGAUGUUGGAGGAUCAUUCAAUGACUGGGGAGACAAAAUCAAGUUAGAGAAGAAAGAUGACGUGUUCGUAGUUUCCAUAGAUUUAAAGCCUGGGGAAUACACAUACAAGUACUUCGUGGAUGGGGAAUGGCAAAUUAAUACAAAUCAGCCGACACGAGCAGACGACACUGGAGUAGAAAAUAAUGUCAUAACAGUAACAAAAGGGUGAACAGCUUGGAUCAAAUAGAACAUAAACAAAAUUAAACUUUGAAAUAUAAUUCUUGAAGUAACUGUGAUCUUAAUACAUGUAAUACGCAUUAAUUAAUUACAGUAUAUAUGUUCAUUGCGUGUUGAAAUUAUGCAAUUACAUGUUGCAAUCUACUGAAGAAAUGAACUCCUUUCGUAUAUGUUACAUGUUAACUAUAGAAGUGCAAUAUUAAAAAAUUUCUGGGUAUUACGGUAGCAGAAGUCUGUUAUUUACGGCUAACCGUUUUAUUGAACUGACCAUUUGUUUUCGCUAUUUAGGUUUGAUUUUUUCAAUUUCCUACAUUUUCUGGAAAAAAUUUAUUUAAAUUACUCUUUAACUUGACAAAAAUAUAAACAGAAACAAACCAAUAGAAAAACGCACAAUUUUUGGAUAGAUCAUAGUUGAAACAACAGUGUAUCCUGUAAUUCGCCUAUGCAUAUUUCCCCAAAACAAUCUCAGACCGUAACCUUUCUAGCAGUGGUCAAAACUAACAGUACAAGAAACAGUGACAGAAUUAACUUUGUAUAGUUUCCAGUUUUAAGUAGAUAAUUUACGUGUUUUAAAGCUGCUGUUAGUAAAUACAUCUUGUAAAGGUAAUGCCAGAUACAUACAGAUUUCUAGCUUAAUGACCAAGAUUUUAUUUUGCUAUGCAAGUUAUUUAACACAUGUAUUGGUUGUUGGCAGCUUGUUGGUUCCAAGUUAAAACACGGAUUUGAAUUAAGGAAGAUUGUAUGUAAGAAUUUAUUUCAAGCGCUAACUUUUCCUGUUUGUAUCUUACUAAAUUCGUGCAGAAUAUAUUAUUAAUUAAUAUCACUUUGUAUGAAAAGAAAAAAAACAAAUAUUAAGCGAAGCCAGUCUUGUUUUUGUCUAAUCGUUGUGUAUUAUGUUUUUCCAUUGCUAUUUGUUAUAAACAUUAUUUUAUAUCUAAAGUUUUUGCAAGUGUUUUUGUCUGUACACUUGGUAAAAACGUAACAGCAGAUGCUGCAGAACAUUACAAGAGGGUGCGCUGUAUUUUCUCUUGUAUCAUCAUAAUCAUCAUAUUCUGAUAGAUCACGUGCCUUCCCUUUUUCAUCAAAUUCUCGAGAACGUUAUGCAGACCUAAUAAAACGAAAGGGCUGUGAGAAAUAGGUUAGAUAUUUAUUUUUUGCGUUGGAAUGAAGUCCGAUUUGCAAAUGUCUAGUCAAUCAUAUGGUGCAUUUAUGCAAACAGCUUGGAAAACCAUUUUGGGAAUACAUUGUAAGUGAAUUUCUUACAAAAUAUUUGGUAGGCGUUGCAGUUGAAAUGGCUCAAAGAUAUAAAAAGAACUUACAUGUAAUGCAGUAGGUUUUGACACUUUCCUGUUGUUCAAGAUUGUUUAUGAACCAACACUGAUUCAAGCGUUAGGUAACGCCACCUGGAAGCUUAAGUUCACUUGCAAGAAGCCCAUUUAUUUUGUUUGAUUGCUAAACGGGGAAGGGUAGACAGAGGGGAAAUAUUCAGUACCCUUUCACAGUACUGUCAGAUGCUGAUGUUUUGUAUUUGCAUUCAGUAAUGAAAGAGCAAUUAAUAAUUCGAGUUACUCGAUGACAUUGACAAUCUUGAUAUGAAUAAUGCUUUAAUACUGUCAAUAAUUGUGGAGUUCGGUUCCACUGGUAUGUUUGAAUUGCAGUGCACAUUUUACAUGCAAAAUGACAUAUAAAAAAACAGUAUUAAAAAUCCUCUAUCUAAGCUGUAAAUGUAGGGAUAUGGGCGCUUUUUUCUAACAAAAUAGUACGAGCAACAGUGGCUGUAGGAUUGAUUCUUUGUUGACUGGUAUACAUUCACAUUUCAUAUAUGCAUGUUCUAAUGAAAAAUUAUAAUUCAACAUUGUGCAGUAUUUCUAUCUGCAUAUCAUAUCUGUAUUAAUAUACUUGUAAACAUUUUCAAGUUAAUAAAGGUUCACUAUCUAAAA
Mercenaria mercenaria is the source of this 3575-nucleotide messenger RNA. RefSeq names its product myb-like protein X. Gene Ontology annotation, cellular component: nucleus; cytoplasm; nucleotide-activated protein kinase complex. Lineage: Eukaryota; Metazoa; Mollusca; Bivalvia; Venerida; Veneridae. Gene Ontology annotation, molecular function: protein kinase binding. Gene Ontology annotation, biological process: signal transduction. Bases 365 to 1627 code for a protein of 420 amino acids. The record is from RefSeq and is a predicted model, not a curated record. The transcript has 6 exons.